This is a messenger RNA of Mauremys reevesii (Reeves's turtle), 1071 nucleotides long. RefSeq names its product mesencephalic astrocyte derived neurotrophic factor (gene MANF). Gene Ontology annotation, biological process: dopaminergic neuron differentiation; neuron projection development. Gene Ontology annotation, cellular component: endoplasmic reticulum. The record is from RefSeq and is a predicted model, not a curated record. The transcript has 5 exons. NCBI's taxonomy places the organism in Eukaryota, Metazoa, Chordata, Testudines, Geoemydidae. The coding region runs from base 242 to 817 and encodes 191 amino acids.
GUGCCUGUAAGUCUCAGAGGGGCAAGGCCCUAGUGAAGAGCAGCCCAGGAAGGCAAAGGGAAGCUGCCUCUUGUCACUGGUUGAUAAGUCUGGAAUGUUUCCUGCCUGAGCUUUGUCCUUCAUAGCAGCUUUCUGUUGUCUCUGGCAGCCUGUUUUAAAACACCUAACCAAAACUUUUGCUUGUUUAUAUCAGGAAGAGGGAGUCCUGAUUUUGGAAAGAUCUGUGGAGGGCCUCAUAGUGAUGUCAGCCAGGCCUACAACUCUCUCUUACGUGCACCCAGUUGAGAAGAGCAAUUUUGAGACCCAGGUCCAAAUUUUUGAAGAAAUCAUGCAGGACUGGUCACCAUUAUACUCCAGUUCAGUGUGUGUUACAUUCCUGGGAAGGUUCUACCAGAGUCUAAAGGACAAGGAUGUUGAGUUCACACCAGCUAGCGUUGAAAAAGAACUCUUGAAAUCCUGCAAAGAAGCAAAAGGCAAAGAGAACCGACUGUGCUAUUACAUUGGAGCCACCAGUGAUGCAGCCACUAAAAUGGUUAAUGAGGUAUCAAAACCUCUGAGUCACCACAUCCCUGUGGAAAAGGUCUGUGAGAAACUGAAGAAGAAAGACAGCCAGAUCUGUGAGCUAAAAUAUGACAAGCAGAUUGACCUGAGUACUGUGGAUCUGAAGAAACUGAGAGUGAAAGAACUGAAGAAGAUCCUAGAUGACUGGGGUGAAACAUGCAAGGGCUGUGCAGAAAAAUCAGACUAUAUUCGCAAAAUCAAUGAACUAAUGCCUAAAUAUGCACCAAAGGCAGCCAGUUCACGGACAGAUCUCUGACCAAUGUAAUGGCCUCUGUCAUACUAGCACCUCGUACAAACUACAUUAAUCUGUUUUGUUUCUUAUGAAGCCUUUUUUGUAACUUAUUUAACUGGGCUCCCAAGGCUGUCAGUUUGGAGCUGGAGCAGUUGUGAAAUGCUCAUUCAACACCCCCGUUAUGUCAUGUCUCUAGUUUGUAUUUCUCUUGAUUCUGGUUUAGUUUAGGACAUCACAAUCUGUAUGGGAUUUUUUUUAUUAAAGUAAGAAGAAAUCUA